AUGCUUCGGGGCUAAGGAUUGGAAAGAAACGAGAUUGGAAUCUCUCCCGUCCCCGAUGGCGGAGCCGGCCGCAACGAAGGCGGCGAACGAGCGGGAGGCGAUGGGCGAGAAAGGUGGCGGCGGAAGAGGCAAACGGCUCCUUCUCGGGCGGUUCGAAGUCGGGAAGCUCCUAGGUUCUGGAACCUUCGCCAAGGUCUAUGUCGGCCGCAACGUGCGCACCGACGAGCUCGUCGCCAUCAAGGCCCUGGACAAGGAGUCGAUCCUCAAGGGAGGACUCGUGGCGCACAUCAAGCGCGAGAUCUCCAUCCUCCGCCGCGUGCGCCACCCCUACAUCGUCGAGCUCUUCGAGGUCAUGGCUACUAAGACCAAGAUUUACUUCAUCAUGGAGUUCGUCGGCGGCGGCGAGCUCUUCUCCGUGGUCUCCAAGGGCCGCCUUUGCGAGGACACCGGCCGCCGCUACUUCCAGCAGCUCAUCUCCGCCGUGGCCUUUUGCCACGCUCGCGGUGUCUACCACCGCGACCUCAAGCCGGAAAACCUCCUCCUGGACGAGAAAGGUGACCUAAAAGUCUCCGACUUCGGGCUCUCCGCCGUCGCCAACCAGAUUCGGAGCGACGGCCUUUUCCACACCUUCUGCGGAACCCCGGCAUACGUCGCGCCCGAGGUCCUCUCCCAGCGAGGCUACGACGGUGCCAGAGUUGACAUUUGGUCGUGCGGCGUCAUUCUCUUCCUGCUAAUGGCCGGCCACCUACCCUUCUACGACCGAAGCGUCGUGGCCAUGUACCGCAAGAUCUACAGCGGCGUCUUCAGGUGCCCCCGGUGGUUCUCGCAGGAACUCACCGAUCUCUUACACCGCCUUCUCGAUGUUAAUCCCCAAACCCGGAUCACCAUCCCCGAGAUAAUGGAGAAUUCCUGGUUCAAAAAAGGGUUCCGCCACGUCCGAUUCUAUAUCGAAGACAACGAACUGCACAGCAUAGCCGAACCGGAAGAAGACGGCCGAUCGCAAAAUGACCACGAAUCAGGGUCCGAGUCCGACUGCUCAGUCGCUUCCUGUCCGGCUUCCUUUUCAGACGAUCAUCGAGAGCCGCUAGGUCUGCCGAGGCCGCCGAGCCUUACGGCAUUCGAUAUCAUUUCUUUCUCCGAGGGAUUCGACCUCUCUGGAUUGUUUGAAGAAACCGGGGAGAUGACCAGGUUUCUGUCCAAGGAGCCUGCGCCGAAGAUCGUAGCGAAACUAGAGGAGAUUGCGAAUGUCGCAGGCUUCAAGGUUAGAGGGAAGGAUUGCAGGGUCUUCUUGGAAGGGACGAGGGAGGGGGAGAAGGGCCCCUUGACGAUUUGCGUGGAGAUAUAUGAGUUAACCCCUUCAAUGGUCGUGGUUGAGGUGAAAAAGAAGGCUGGGGAUGAAAAGGAGUACGAAGAAUUCUGCAUCAACGAGCUGAAGCCUGGAUUAAAACACCUCAUGUGCGAGUCGCCUCCUGUAUCGAAAACCACCGCCAGCAUCGGAUAGGGAUACUUUGUGUCAGUUAUGUUGUUAUUUUCCAGAUUCGAUACCAUUAAAAAAAUUUUACAUAGAAACAAUAGUUUUGACUUGGAUAGAGAAACUCUGCAAUUCCAUUUGAAAUCAAAGCUCCAAGAACCAAAUCA
Molecule: messenger RNA, 1638 nt
Organism: Zingiber officinale
Lineage: Eukaryota; Viridiplantae; Streptophyta; Magnoliopsida; Zingiberales; Zingiberaceae
Product: CBL-interacting serine/threonine-protein kinase 12-like
Exons: 1
Coding region: 56-1501 (481 amino acids)
Biological process (GO): protein phosphorylation; signal transduction
Molecular function (GO): protein kinase activity; ATP binding
Source: RefSeq, a predicted model, not a curated record